Messenger RNA from Aspergillus glaucus CBS 516.65, 1890 nucleotides. Its product is annotated as ribose phosphate diphosphokinase subunit PRS1. Bases 92 to 1579 code for a protein of 495 amino acids. Gene Ontology annotation, cellular component: ribose phosphate diphosphokinase complex; cytoplasm. The record is from RefSeq and is a predicted model, not a curated record. Lineage: Eukaryota; Fungi; Ascomycota; Eurotiomycetes; Eurotiales; Aspergillaceae. The transcript has 5 exons. Gene Ontology annotation, biological process: ribonucleoside monophosphate biosynthetic process; 5-phosphoribose 1-diphosphate biosynthetic process; purine nucleotide biosynthetic process. Gene Ontology annotation, molecular function: magnesium ion binding; ribose phosphate diphosphokinase activity.
UCGUGACCUCACAAAACUUUUGCUCUCUUCUAUUCAACCCAUUUAUAAUCACACUAUCUAUGACUUUCUCUGUCAUAACAGAAGUACUAUCAUGAGAGGAGUACAGAUUUUUACCGGGACUUCGCAUCCGGCUCUUGCUGAGACCAUCUGUGAGCGCUUGGGAGCUGUCCCUGCUCGGGCAGACCUGGGGAAAUUCAGCAAUGGGGAAACCAGAGUGAACAUCAACAUCUCAGUACGGAACCAAGAUGUCUAUAUUGUGCAGAGCGGCAGCAGCAAGAUCAAUGACAGUGUUAUGGAGCUAUUGAUCAUGAUCUCUGCUUGCAAAGGUGGCUCUGCAAGAUCCAUCACAGCGGUUAUGCCGUACUUCCCAUAUUCUCGCCAAUCCAAGAAGAAGAGCCAUCGUGGCGCUAUCACGGCUCGAAUGCUUGCGAAUCUUCUCUCAGUAGCUGGCGUCGACCAUGUUGUCACAUUAGAUUUGCAUGCAUCGCAAAUGCAAGGAUUCUUUGGCAAGCCUGUGGAUAACUUGUUUGCUGAGCCCUUCAUUGCCCGCUGGAUCCGGAUGAACGUGCCCAACUGGAGGGAAGCCGUCGUCGUUAGCAAGAAUGCCGGAGGCACGAAACGUGUUACGUCGCUAGCAGACACGCUUAAGCUGAACUUUGGCAUAGUCACAACGGAUAGACGGCGCCCGAAGGCGUCUGCUAAUAUGGCAGACAGUACGCUUUUCUUCGAUGCUGCCGAACCGGAGGCGGUUCGCACUCCCAAAGAUAAUCAGCCGUUCGAUCUCCAGCUUCAAUCUGCCAAUGACUCGCCAGAAGAGGCUCUUAGCGAGACAAACGACGAUUUUGACUCGCAGUCUGUGUCGGACAACCAUCUAAGACCGGACACACCACCUGCGGCUCGUCGUCCUUCUGAAUUGGAAGCUACACAAGAGCAAACAGAUGUUCGCGUGUGUGAUGUGAUCACAGGCCGCCUCGUGCAGGGACAACUCGUAGACGAUGAUUAUCCGUCCACGGCCCCUACUUCUGUGCCUGCAUCAGGCGGAACCACUCCCGCCCUGACCGGUUAUCAACACAAUGCGGAUGUUGUUCCCGACUCCAUGGUGAACUCUCUCAUUUCUACUACGUCGUCGUUACCACCGGAUCACGCACUCGGAGGCACAUUUGAUGCUGCAGAGUCGUCCGAUGAGGAGGGCAGUACUAGACACAAUGAAUCCGAGAAGACGAUCACGUUGGUCGGGGAUGUUCGCGACAGAACCGUCUUUAUUGUUGAUGACAUGAUCGACAAGUGCGGAUCGUGGAUUGCGGCCGCAGAAACAGUUGUGAAGCGUGGUGGCGCCAACAAGGUCUACUGCAUUGCUACGCAUGGACUUUUUGGGGAGGAAUCUCUCGACCAGUUGGAAGCCUGUGACUCGAUUGAUUACCUUGUCGUGACCAACACGUUCCCCAUUCCUCCGGACACGGUGAAGAGAUCGAAGAAGUUGAUCAUCAUUGACAUCUCGAGUCUUCUCGCGGAGAGCAUCAGACGCCACCACUACGGUGAAAGUGUCUCUGCACUUUUCCACCUCAACACGAAUGAAUAAUGAUUUGCAUAUGUUGGCUUUCACUGUUCUUCAUUCAUACGAGCUUGAUGCAUUGGUAAGACGGUGUUCGAAAAUGACGGUCUAAAAAUUUGAUGAUUUAUUUCAUGGCGUUUUACUUGUGACUUCUGCAGGAACCGGAUUCUGGAAGUCAUCUAUCAUGAUACCUCGCUUUUCUUUUUCUCUCGGGAUGCAAAUCGUGCAUUUGUCUACAUUUGCAUGGCGGGCUGGACAUCUAAGAAAUGAUCCAGACCUCACUACAUAGACUGAUUAAGGUCUAGAACGCGCAAACAGGCAAUACACCGCCUUUUUUU